Messenger RNA from Staurois parvus, 223 nucleotides. The record is from the annotation of a GenBank genome assembly. NCBI's taxonomy places the organism in Eukaryota, Metazoa, Chordata, Amphibia, Anura, Ranidae.
UGCCAGUCAGUGCUACCUAUCAGUGCUGCCAAUCAGUGCCACCUAUCAGUGCCAGUCAGUGCCGCCUAUCAGUGUGCAUCAGUGCUGCCUAUCAGUGUCCAUCAGUGCAGCCUAUCAGUGCCCAUCACUGCAGCCUCAUUAGCGCACAUCAGUGAAGGAGAAAAAUCACUUAUUUACAAAAUUUUAUAACAAAAACUAAGAAAAAACUUUUUUUUUUUCAAAA